UACUUUUUCCGCUGUGCGCAGAAGUUGCCAGUCACAGGAGCCACAAUGGCGUUUGUAGUCUCCUGCAGAUUGAGCGGUGGAUGUUCUUAAAUCCACUAGCAUCGCCCUGAAUAUAGGCCUGGUGGACUCCCAGAGCCAUUUAUAAUAAACUGGAACAUCUACUGCACACGAAAAUAUUAUGAUUUCAUUGCAGCAUUGAGUUAGUAGUCGGAAAAAACUUGCAUUAAAGGCAACAUGUAAUAGCGGCAACCGGCUCAAGUUUUCAUUUUGUGCGAGAAACGAGCGUCUUACAGUGAAGACGUUUCUGGUUUCUCAACAACCAGACCGUAAUUCUGUGGAAUGAAAGCACCUUUACUUAACUUGGCACUGGACAAGGACAGCUUUCACAAAGGGACUUUUUUCUUUUUCCAAGAGUCGGCUCGGUAGCCGCCGAGCAUUAGCUAGCGCCGCUAGCUACUCUGAGACGGAGACGACGCCGAAAUGGUCAGACUUUCGCUUGGAUUUCCCCCUCGUCGAAUCUAAUGGAGAAUACCUGAAGGAACACGGGGACUCAUUCGUUAUAUCCUGCGCUAAGAGGCGACGACUGUGAAGUAAGUGGAAUGAAUCGGUGGUGAGGGGGACCGGACGCGUGCGGCCUGCUCCGUUUGUUUAGUCUAAUCCCGUUCCACUUGAAACGUCGAAGCGGUGGUUUGUGUUUGGAGUUUACGACACUCUAGUCUUUAUGAAGGUGUGUGGACGGCCGAGACCUAGUCGCGGGAGAGGACCAGAGGCCGAUGUGAGUGAUGCCUGGGUCGGACCGACACCAUGGGACCAAGAGAAAGCUACAAACUAGCGUCAGCGGUUUGUCACAUCAGACCAAGGGCCUGCCUCAUACAUCUGCAGGUGACAUGACGAGUUACGACGGGAAGGCGCAUUAUAAGUCUUCGAUGUCCUCCUCGAAGCGCAAGCGGCAUAAGUUGAAAAAACAUUCUCGGGAAUCUUUGGCAGUAGAGGCCGAAGACUUUGGGCUCAGCUACACGGCGCCACCUGGUGUCCAUGCUGUCAAACCUCUGGUGGAGUAUGACGAUAUCAGCUCGGACUCGGACACCUUUUUGGACCCACCGUCCAUCCGACCCCCUGACAAGGUAGCUGUGGAACACUUGGAGCUGUCGCCUGAGUACAGCCGAGAAGAUGUGGACAGAGACCUUGCCAUCAGGGAAAGCAAAGGUCAUGGGCACUCGCGAAAAAAAUCAAAGGACCCCCACAAAUUAAGAGACCCGGGGAAUGGGGAACGCAGUACCAAGAAGAAAAGCAGCAAGGAUCUAGAUAGACUCAUUCCGGGGAAGGUGAGGGACAAAGAUGCCUCGUCGGCUUCCUCAUCCAAACAUCAGCUCCAACAGGUGUCAGACUUUAAACGUGGGGAGCUGAUGCUUUCUCUCCAGGUGCAACCUGCAGCAGGAAGUGCCACCUCUUCUGCAUCCUCAUCUCGCAGCAAGGAGAGCAGUCGCUCCGGGAAGUCGCGUAAAGACAAACAGCAGAGGAGAGAAGCCAGAGAAGAAGGCAGCCACAGCGCUUCUCAGAGGACUCGCAUGGACAGAAGUCAUCGCAAGUCCUCCAAGAGUCGCAAGUCCAGCCCUAAGGGCAAGUCCUCAAGUAAGGGAAGUCCUCGCAGGAAGGGAGCCGCUGCUGGUCUGUCCCCUGGCAGCGAUAGUCCACUGCCCUACAGUCAUGGUGAUGACAGUUACUCAAGACGCAGACAGAUCCAGAGGAGCCCCAGUCCUUAUGGGGGGGAGACGUCUCACCGCAGCAGGCAGAGAUCAGUGAGUCCGUAUGGUGUAAGGCAUCGGUCCUCAAGCUACGAGAGAGACAGCAGUCCAUAUUUAAGAAGGCGCUCCAUCAGCCCCUACGCUACCCGCAGGUCGUCUAGUACCAGCCCCAUGUCUCGGCGCUCGGGACGGUCCAGGAGCCGUUCCCCACUACUCUACUCAUCUCGCCGCUCUUCGUCUCGUUCCCGCACCAAGAGACAGUUCUCUUCCCUCGGAGCUGGUGCAAGCUCCCACAGCAGCCGUCCCUCUAGCCGCUCUCCCCCUUCUUCCCGUCUACCCCUGAACUCCAGCCUCGGCGCCGAGUUGAGCCGUAGGAAAAAGGAACGGCAAGCCGCUGAGGCAGCGGCGGCUCGUGCUAGCACAGGCUCUACCUCCCCAUCAAUACGAAAACCAGCAGCCCCCUCCACCGCUCCUGCACGAGCUGCAAAAGUAGAGGCGCCGCUCCCAGAGAAAGACUCAUCUGCUGCCGAGUCACAGCAGCCUACACCAGUUCAGUUGACGCAAGACUUUCCCAGCAGUGAAGACCAGUCUACUGAACCACCACCACCCUCCUCCUCCUCGACCAGUUCGCCAGCCAUCUUGCCACCUCCGCCCCCUCCCCCUCAGCCUUCUUCUCCUGGCCCAAGUGCCACACAGAUUACAACACCAACUCAACUCGAAACAAAUAUCCAGCCUCCUGCUCCGUCAGCUUUAUCCAAAUCUCCAGCUGCCGUGCCUGCACAGAGCCCUCUCCGGCAACCUCCUCUCCACAAGACAUCAACCCUCCCCCCCUUGCCUCUUCCACCUGUACUACUGGGAACCACUCAGGACAGCCCGAAGAAGCCCUCACUUUCUUCAAGGCCAUCUAAGAAAGAGAAGGAAAUCCGCAGCCGGCCUUCCAUCAUCGACCUUCCUUUGCCUCCAACCCUGCCUGGGAUUGACUCCUCGCCUCCACAGUCCCCCAUCUACCACUCUCCAAUGUUGGCCAUGCCAGCGCUCAAGAAAAGACCAAAGAUUUGUUGCCCCCGCUAUGGUGAGCGCAAACACACCCUGAGCGACUGGGGCAAGCGAUGUGUGGAUAAAUUUGACAUCAUUGGCAUCAUCGGUGAGGGCACCUACGGCCAAGUGUAUAAGGCCAAGGACAAAGACACUGGUGAGCUGGUGGCUCUGAAGAAAGUGCGCUUAGACAACGAGAAGGAGGGUUUCCCCAUCACCGCCAUCCGAGAGAUCAAGAUCCUGCGGCAACUCAAGCACCAAAGUGUGGUCAACAUGAAGGAGAUCGUCACUGACAAGCAGGACGCGCUGGACUUUAAAAAAGAUAAAGGAGCAUUUUAUCUGGUGUUUGAAUACAUGGACCAUGAUCUCAUGGGCCUGCUGGAGUCAGGUCUGGUCCAGUUCUCCCAUGAGCACAUCCGAAGUUUCAUGCGGCAGCUGAUGGAGGGUCUGGAUUAUUGCCACAAGAACAACUUCCUGCACAGAGACAUCAAGUGCUCCAAUAUACUGCUCAAUAACAGAGGUCAGAUCAAACUGGCUGACUUUGGUUUGGCUCGGUUAUACAACUCAGAAGAAAGUCGGCCGUACACUAAUAAAGUGAUCACACUGUGGUACCGUCCUCCGGAGCUGCUGCUGGGGGAGGAAAGAUACUCUCCAGCCAUCGACGUGUGGAGCUGUGGGUGCAUUCUGGGAGAGCUCUUCACCAAGAGGCCCAUCUUUCAGGCAAAUCAAGAGCUUCUGCAGCUGGAACUCAUCAGUCGUCUCUGUGGAAGUCCGUGUCCGGCAGCUUGGCCCGACGUAAUCAAACUUCCUCUCUUCAAUUCCAUGAAGCCCAAAAAGCAGUACAGGCGGCGACUGAGGGAGGAGUUCGCCUUUUUACCAACGUCUGCCCUGGAGUUGUUUGACCGAAUGCUGACGCUCGACCCCUCCCGCCGUUGCACUGCAGAGAUGGCGCUGAGCAGCGAGUUUCUCUCUGAUGUGGACCCCAACCGGAUGCCCCCCCCAGAUCUUCCCCACCACCAGGACUGCCACGAGCUCUGGAGCAAGAAGAGACGGCGUGCGCGUCAAAGCGGGGCUCAAGAGGAAGUGCCUGUACCCAAAGUGCCCCGUAAGGAUACGUCAGGGACUUCAAGUGGGGAAAACAGUCGACCCCCGACAAGCCCAGCUGGAGCACCGCCGCCGGGAAACCCCCCCACCGCUGCUGCUAUCACGGAGAGUCUGGGAGCUGCCGCAGCGCAGUUGAACCAGACAGAGUUGGCGGUGCUCCUCAACCUCCUCCAGGGACAGACGGAUCUCAGCAUGCCCCAGGUGGCCCAGCUCCUGAACCUCCCAAACGCAGAGACUCUAAUCCAAUCGUUGUCCGUGCUCAGCGAGUCCUCUGACAACCAGGGGCCUCACGAGGACCAGUCCCACUCAUCCACCAAGCCUCAGCCCCCGGAGCCGGCGGCUGAAACCCAGGAGUCCUCGCCCUCAUCUGGAGAUCCACCACAGGUGCCGGAAGACCAAGCCAAGCUCCUGGCUCUGCUUUUGGGCCACAUUAUCAAGCCCCAGUCAGAAGAGCAGAGUGAAGAGAGCAACGGGAUCCAAUCAGAGGAGGCACUGAGGCGUGGCUCCUCCACCUCUACUACUACUGACCGCAAGGAUGCUGCUGCACCCCAACGGAAAAGACAAGGGGCCAACCAAGUGCCUCCCUCUGGGGAGCAGCGUCCGCCGUCUCCACCUGGACCCCCACCUGGACCCCCACCUUCUUCCCUACCUGCUGGACUGGCAGAGCAGGGACUGUCAGAAACUCUGCUGGGCCAAGACAUCACCCCUGCGGUGGCCGCCGCUUUGCUCCAGCUCAUCUCUCAGUCAGACUCUGAAACAGGCGCCUCCCAGCAGAGCAAGGACACCUCUCCUGCUGUGGACUCGGCUGCCCCGGGACAGCCUCCCUGGGUUCCAGCCUCGACAGCCAAACCGGAGUCAGCUUCUGAACGGUUCUCCAAAGACCAGGACUUAAGAUUUUCCCAUGGAAGUGCCCACUGAUCCAGCACCAACCUGAGCUCUACAGGCGACAAGCAGGUAUCGGAUUCUUGAAAAUGAAUGUUUAGUGACGAAAGCAAAGUGUCAGAUGAUUUGACCUGUGGAUCUGAGAGCUUCCACAGUUGGAGGCCAAUUCACCGGACUUCAGUUUUGAACGCUUUAUUUAUUUUUUUUUAAGAAUUGAUUGUGCUUUUCACUCCAGUGCCGACUUCUGAGCGGGUUUCGGAAAGUGUUUGACUCGGCAGCGUGAUAAAUGUGAAGUGGGGGGCCCCGGUCGGUCAGUGUAAAUGUGGGAGUCUGCUUCACCCAACCAGAUUUGACCUAUCAGUACCUGUUGUUCUGUCUUUCAAACCUCAAAGUUGUACUGCAAGUAACACACACAGCUGUAAUGCUCUCCUGGCACCAUGUUGACCUUCAUUUGUCUCAUACUUUUUUUUUUUUUUUUAAACUUCAAGACAAAAAAGCUGACUUUUUCUCCAGGGUGAAAAGGCUGUGUCUGUAAAAUGGACAACAAAAUAUUUUGUAUUCUGUGUUUUUCUUGGUUUAGUCAAUAAAAGACCAGUUGCAAAUGCA
Molecule: messenger RNA, 5372 nt
Organism: Synchiropus splendidus (mandarinfish)
Lineage: Eukaryota; Metazoa; Chordata; Actinopteri; Syngnathiformes; Callionymidae
Gene: cdk12
Product: cyclin-dependent kinase 12
Exons: 14
Coding region: 783-4802 (1339 amino acids)
Biological process (GO): protein phosphorylation; transcription elongation by RNA polymerase II; positive regulation of transcription elongation by RNA polymerase II
Cellular component (GO): cyclin/CDK positive transcription elongation factor complex; nucleus
Molecular function (GO): RNA polymerase II CTD heptapeptide repeat kinase activity; cyclin binding; ATP binding
Source: RefSeq, a predicted model, not a curated record